Molecule: messenger RNA, 972 nt
Organism: Camellia sinensis
Lineage: Eukaryota; Viridiplantae; Streptophyta; Magnoliopsida; Ericales; Theaceae
Source: RefSeq, a predicted model, not a curated record
AUGAUCAAUAUAACAACAUCAAGCAGCACCAGAACGAAUUCCAUUAUCGGUUGUUCUUCUUCGUCAAUGGCAUUAGAAGCAGUUGUGAGCAAUAAAGAUCUUCUUACACAGAUUCUCUCAGGCGUUCCUCCCAAAUCCCUACUCAGAUUCAAGUAUGUUUCCAAGAAUUGGUUCAUUCUCAUCUCCGAAUCACAGUUUUCGUUCAACCACGCUCGCCAAAAUCAACCCAACCACUCCAUCGCGGGACUAUAUUUCUGUUACAACUAUUGGUGUUCCGUGAAACAAGUCAUGUCUGUCUCGCUUCACGACAAUGCAAGUCUUCCCACACUUUCUUUCCUUAACGGUGUUGGUGUUGAAAGAGAUUCUGAAAUCAAAAUUCAUAGCUUUUGCAAUGGAUUACUCCUGUGUGAGAGUAGUCAAUUUGCAGAUUUGAAUGUUAAUAGAAGUUAUAUUAUUUGUAAUGUGACCACGCAGAAAUACAAGCUACUUCCUCAAACUUGUCAAUAUUUAUCUAGAUCAUAUGCUUACUUAGCUUUUGAUCCUUCAAAAUCACUGCACUACAAAGUUUUUCUUGUAUUUGAAAGGAUUGAUAAAUUUAAUAUCUACUCUUCGGAGAGUUUGUCUUGGAAACAGAUUGAUUUGAUUACUGGACCAAGUUUAUGGGGAGGAGGAGCUUUUUGGAAUGGAGCAAUCCAUUGGUUGGGAGGAAAAGGAGGAGUUCACACUAGAUUUGACUUUGAUGCAGAGAAGCUCACGAUGCCUUCGUGUCAUUAUAUGGAAUUGAAAAUCCUCGAUAUGAAUAGGGACUACAGCAGUUGGAAUGUGAAUUGCAAUGUCAAUCUUGCACCCUUAAUUGAUUUGAAGACAGGGAAGGUGCUUAUUGAUUUUCUCGUUGGCAUCUUGGAUAAUGUUAUUUGUCAUUAUGGUCUUCAUAAUCCUUUCCGAUUCAUCGAGAGUAUGUCCCCUGUUUGA